AUGUCUGUUCCUUUAACCAAAGUCGACUCUGCCAUCGCUGGCUUGUCCAUAUCUGAUGAGAAGCCCACUCUCAACGAGAAGGAGGUCAAGAAGGUCCCCAAGAAGGACCACAAGCGGACUUCAUCAACGUCAGAAGGCAUUUGGAACAUCAAGGACCUUGAAGAGCAAGGCAUCGAAAUCACCCUUCCCAUCGAAACACAAAAGACGGGAUGGAAACUCAACACCUCCCCAAACUCCAUCGAGGACAAAGAUAUCCUCAAGUUGCACCUCGUCAACCCUCCCGUCAAGAAGAUUGACCUGCACUUCCCCCUAGGCCUAGUGGUCACCGCUCGGAAUCUCAAGGGCGUCACGAUUAAGGAUGCAAUGGAUGCCAUCUACAAACAAUUCAAGAAGAAGGCGGAUGACGAACUGGAAAAGCCCUACCUCGCUGGCUUCGAGUGGGACAAGGAUGAGUGCUGGACACGCCUGCUUGUACACCAGACGAAGGAAGGACAAGCACAACAGCCAAGCAAGAAGUCCAAGAAGAAGGCCAAGGAAGAGGCAUAG
Penicillium canescens is the source of this 546-nucleotide messenger RNA. RefSeq lists its product as uncharacterized. The coding region runs from base 1 to 546 and encodes 181 amino acids. The transcript has 4 exons. Lineage: Eukaryota; Fungi; Ascomycota; Eurotiomycetes; Eurotiales; Aspergillaceae. The record is from RefSeq and is a predicted model, not a curated record.